AUGGCACCAUCAACAAUGGCAACAUCCACUAUGGCACUAUCAACAAUGGCACCAUCAACAAUGGCAACAUCCACUAUGGCAUCAUCCACAGCGAUGCUAUCGACAAUGGCCUUAUCCACUACGACAUCAUUUACGACGGUACCAUCCACAAUAGCACUAUCCACAGCAAUGCUAUCGAGAAUGGCAACAUCCACCAAGGUAUCAUCGACAAUCGGAUCAUCCACGGCGGUGCCAUCGACAAUAGCAACAUCUACCAUAGCACCAUCGACAAUGACAUCAUCCACGGCGAGAUUAUUGACAAUGGCAGCAUCCACCGCAGCACUGUGGACAAUUGCACCGUGCACCGCAGUGCCAUCGACAGUGGCAUCAUCCGUUAUGACACCAUCGACAAUUGCAUUAUCCAUGUUGGAAAUAUCAACUGCCACUUCCAUGACUUCAUUCAUCAUUGAAGGAAUCGAUUCGGAAAAUUUUACGGCAACCAAAGAUCUAUUCAUAAAUUAUCCAAGUGUGAAAUAUUGGCGUUUUGAAGUGAUUUAUUCAAUGGAUUCGAUCCAUGGCAUUGGAGCAAUUGAUUUUAUGAUCAAUUCACCACCAGAAAAUGGUACAUGUUCAAUUAGUCCUCAUAAUGGAACAACAACUACAUUAUUUACGAUCAUCUGUGAAAAUUGGAUCGAUGCCAACGGUGUCCGAGACUAUUCAUUUUACACAUGGACAACGAAUUCAUCGGCAUUUGCUAUUCUUGGAUAUACGAUUAUUCCUACUAUUCAAGUACUAUUGCCAGCCAAUGGAAACGAUAAAACAAUGAUUCAUGUCAUUGCACGUAUUCGAGAUAUGUAUGGAUGCAUGACUGAAAUCGAUCUACCUACCGUUUCUAUUGUCUUCGAUAUGGCAACAACGAACAAUUUGAUCAAUGAUGUCGUUACGAUCCCAAUAAAUUUAGUCAAUAAUACUCAACUCAACAGUAAUCCAAUAGUUAUAAUGCUUGCUGGUGGAAAUCAAAAUCGAGUUAGUCAAGUACUCAUUGCACAACUCUUGGCAUCCACGCGAUGUAAUGAACUGGCAAAUAAACUACACAAUAUAGCUUCAACAACAGACUAUGAUAAUAUCAAAUUAGUUGUUGAUUCAAUUCAUCGAUGUGCUAGCAAUACAUUCCAGGCAAUCAAUCUAGUAUUAAACGAACGUGGUAUCGUUCUUGAUAUUGAUCGAAAACGAGCUAAUAUAUUGCCAGUUGAUUAUGAUACUGAUCUUGAAUUAUCAUGGUCGAAUUUCAAACUGAUCAUUCCUCGUGAUCCGAAUCUGUCUGUUCCACCAAUGGCACUUCAGAAUAUUGCAUCGGCAUCAUCAUCCGGUAAUCUAACUAAUAAUCAACAAUUCAAUUUACAUUUCAUCAAUGCAACUUUGCCGACUUCGAAUAUAUCGAAAUCAGUUCAUUUUGAAAUGUUACCAGAUGAUCAAACUCGAGGCUAUAUGAUUAUCUAUCGAUUCGAUACGGUUCCACAACUGAAUUCGUCCAUAAAUCAAACUGAUGGUUGGUUCUUAUUCUGUCCAUCAAAUUUGAACAAUGAAGGUCUAUGGAUCACUUUCAUUGACAAUCAACAAAUGUCAAAUCAUCAAUCGGUUAUCUUCGGAGUGCGAGAAUUGAAUCAAACUGAAUUUGAUAUGUAUUGUUUCAAUGAAACAUUAAAUUUACCGCCCAUCACAGAUCAACCUUACAAUUUCACAGCUAAUUAUUCACUGCGUAUAUUCAUAUCGGGUUGCUACUAUCGCGACUCAAAUGAUCAAUGGCAAUCGGAUGGUUUAAAUGUUCAAUUCAAUCUAGUAGGUGCCGAGGACGAGACAGGUACUCGAACAUUGAUCGAUCCAAAUCGAGAAAUUUUACAACGUGGUUUUGUUGAUUCAUUCAUCAUCGCUGUGCCUUCAUCUCUUGGUGCUCUACAAUAUAUUCACAUCUGGCAUGAUAAUUCUAGUCAAGGCCGAUCUGCAUCAUGGUUUCUGAAAUAUGUCAUUGUAUGUAAUCUACAAACCAUGGAAAAGACCUAUUUUAUUUGUCAAAAUUGGUUAGCAAUUGAUAAAGAUGAUGGAAUGAUUGAACGUUACUUACCGACAGCUGGUGAACUACAAACACAUGAUAUAGCAUAUAUUUUUGCUAAGAAAGCCUAUUAUAAUAUGUCCGAUGAACAUUUGUGGUUUUCAAUCUUUAGUCGACCACCAGCCAGCCAUUUUACUCGAGUGCAACGAUGCACUUGUUGCUUUCUUCUACUCUUUACAGCUAUGCUGCUGGGAAUUCUCUAUUACGAUCAAGCUCAGCAAGCAAAAAAUACCAUAUCUGGUGGUUUUCAUCUUGGUCCAUUGUACAUCACACGAGAACAGGUAUCCACUGUCGCUGAUUAUUGGCAAUGGUUACAAAAUAGUUUUGUUUCCAAUAUUCGAGCACAACAAUGGUACAAUGGCGAUCCACCAAGGAAUUUGAAUGGUUUUAUUAACGAUAAAAACAAUCGAUUAAUUGGAUGGGUAGUAAUGCGUCAAUUGCGUGUUAGACCAGAAUAUGAUUGUCGAAUACCUGACAUGUUUCGUGGUACUGUCCGAUGGUGUUCAAGUGAUUAUAAGAUUUGGACAGCAGAUAGACGUUUGUUUCAACCGGGUUGGACAUUAAACGCGAGCAAUAUUUCCUACAGUCAAUCAAUUGAAAAUGCAUUUAAGUAUCGAUCAAGUAAUGAAAUCGAUUCUUAUAGUCACAUGACUGAUCAUGCCUUUUACGAUGGUGGAGGAUAUAUCUAUGAAUUUCGUGGUCGUUUAAAUGAUAUAAAAAAGAAUCUUACUGUUCUCCAACAACUAUCAUGGAUUGAUCGAUUGACACGUGCUAUUUUUAUUCAAUUUAGUUUGUACAAUCCAAAUGCAGAGCUCUUUACAUCGGCAAUAAUAACUGUCGAAUUUCUAGUUACCAGUGGUUUAAUUUCAAGUUCUCGUUUUGAUCCAUUUCGGUUUCACAAUAAUCUAAAAGGUUUUUCAUCCGUAUUUCAUUUGAUUUGUGCUACAAUAUAUCUUGUUCUUAUUAUCUAUUUGACUCUUACGGAGAUUCAAUCGUUGAUAAGAAAAAAACAAGCCUAUUUUCGUGUAUUUUGGUCUUAUAUUGAAUGGAGUAUCAUUGGAUGUUCAUGGGCAAGCGUUGCUCUAGUUAUAUGGCGUUAUCGAGAAAUGUCUCGUAUUGGUAUUCUCUUUCAUAAGACAAAUGGCAUGCAAUAUCUCAAUUUAGAAUUGGUGGCUUCAGUUGAUAAUUAUUUAACAUGUCUUCUCGGCUUAUGUUGUUGUCUUGCCAUGAUUAAACUUAUCGGUUUUUUUCGUUUUAAUCGACGUCUCUCAGUCUUUAAUCGUACUCUUCAAUAUGCUGCAAAAGAUCUUCUAUAUUUUUCAUUACAAUUCUCUAUUAUUGCAUUUGCUUUUAUUGCUUUAUUUUAUUUGCUCUUUACAGCUGCAGUUCAAUCAUGUUCAACUCUUCUACUUACUACUCAAAUGUUCAUUGAAGAACAUGAUGUACAAACGCAUUUGGAAUAUGAAGAGCAGGUUCAUCGAUUUUCUGAAAGAAUUGAUCAACUUCUUGCAGCUUUAGAACGAGUAGGUUCAUAUUAA
Rotaria sp. Silwood1 is the source of this 3627-nucleotide messenger RNA. Lineage: Eukaryota; Metazoa; Rotifera; Eurotatoria; Philodinida; Philodinidae. The record is from the annotation of a GenBank genome assembly.